CCUUCAGUCUAAACAUUUUGCAUGCUGUUUUGCUUGAACCUUUUUUGGGUAACAUAUGGUGUCUUACUAUCGUAGUGGAACAGAACUAGUGAAAACUAAACUACUGGUGACUGGACGAGAAAUCAGGAUAGCAGAGAUUUGAUAGUACUGUAUUGUCUGAAGCAGUCAUGACAACACAGGAUUCUGUCUACAUGAAUAGAGCAAGAAACUCUCAAAGCUCAGGGCUUGAAGGCAAAGACAAGAAUGACGGUCCAAGUUCAAAAAUGAUGGAUUUAGUGCUUAUCCAUGUGACCUUUGGAAUAGUUCAUCUUGUCAUCUUUAUGGUCUAUGUCAUAACUGGUUUAUUUCCCAUAUCAUUAUUCCAUGUUCAUUGCUAUAUAGGAAUUGUGUCUUUUGCUUCAGGUGCCUUACUACUGGUCAGAACGAAAAAUGUGGGCACUCCUUUGGCAGAGGUCAUCCUGCUCAUUAACCUUACCGGUGUCGCAUUUUCAGGGCAUUCUGUUCUUUGCAGUGCUGUGUUAAGCAAUAGAGAAAUCACUUGUUUCAGCAACCAUGGAAACAAAUACUGUCCACCAACAUUUUAUAUGAAAGCAUUUUCUUUCAUCACAACUUCCUCAAGUUUCAUCAUUUCACUUAUACUUUUGGUAUUAUUUUACUUUCGUGCAUGGAGGCACAUCACCUCAGAAAAACAAAAUGUAACUGGCUCCAGCAGAUACAGACAAGGAAUAUCAGAAGAUAAACUUGGUGACCAAGACGUAUAUGAGGAAGUAAUCAGAUGAAUGAUUUAUUUUAGGGUCAUAUGGUAAAAACUGUAUGAUUUAUUGUAAGAACUUGAAGGAAAAAAUAGCAACAUCAGGAUCAACCUGGGACAGAAAAAAUGAAGAAAAUGCAUUGUGUGUUAUCCAAAGCUGUAACUAAAGGACAGCUCUGAGAAAUAUACUGUUCCUUAUGGUUAUGUGCCAGCAGCUUUUAAGCAGUGUGUUUAAUGACAAAGGUCACUUCUAAAGAAUGUGCAAAGAUUGUUAAUCUCUGCAA
Messenger RNA from Protopterus annectens (West African lungfish), 1035 nucleotides. RefSeq lists its product as uncharacterized. Lineage: Eukaryota; Metazoa; Chordata; Ceratodontiformes; Protopteridae. The transcript has 7 exons. Bases 168 to 779 code for a protein of 203 amino acids. The record is from RefSeq and is a predicted model, not a curated record.